CGAUCUACGCUAGCUGGUCUGCUUUUGUAGCCAUGGUGGAGGAGAUAAAGUGACACAAGGCAGGACUUAAUGAGAUGCACACAGCUUUGGGAGACAGCUGAAGUGACUGUUUUUAAAAGAGUUGAAGUCGAUUCUGCUUCAUCUUCACUCCUAUGUUCACCCAAGCCACUACUCUGCAGCUAACUGGAAACUGCUGACCUAUGCCUCAGCCACAUCUUAUUGCAAAAUAAGCAGAGCUAGGCUUCUCCACUUGUAGAUGUUGCAGUGAAAAGCUGUGGGGACAGCAGCAUCUUGUGGUAUGUUGUUUGAAUCUCCUAUCACAAAAGAAAAGGGACAAGAUGUGUUCGUGACAAGCCAGCCCCCAUAACUAAGGAUGAAGAAGUCUUUCUGCUCACUAAAGAUUUCAAGAGGCUUUCCCUCUCUCUCCUUCUUCUGAUUUCCUCUGGGAAAAAAUGCAGUGCCUUUACUUUAUCCUCAUGAUGUGCACAGCAGGCACCUCCGCUUUCAGACUCCAGCAAGUCAAAAGCACAGAAAACUGCUCAGAUCACACCGUGUUUUUCAAACACUACUAUGAACUGCAUGGAGAACCUGUGGUUCUGAAAUGCCCUUCUCCCAGAUACAAACAUUUGGAUUUUUCUGCCUUGACCCAUAACACCACAUGGUAUAAAAAUGGUUCAGAAACCAUGAUAUCAGGAAGAGACGAAGCUCCAAGAAUCUGGGCAAAAGGAGAUGAACUCUGGUUUUUACCAGCGAUGUUAGAAGACUCAGGAGUAUAUAUCUGCACAAGAAGGAACUCCUCCUACUGUGCCAAGGUCUCCAUCCACCUCACGGUUGUGGAAAACACAGCUGCUCAUGAGAUUGCCUAUCACCAGGUCCUCUUCACUUUCACCUCCGGAAAGAUUGUCUGCCCUGACCUGUGGGAUUUUACACCAAACAGAACAAGCUUGGAGCUCAAGUGGUACAAGGGUUCUCUGCCUUUGGAAGACGACAAUGAAAAAUUCGUAAUUCUGAAAGGUUCGACUUCUCUGAUCAUGACUUCUGUGUUACCAACAGACGCUGGCUACUACACCUGCAAGAUGCCAUUUCCAUUCGAAGGUGUAAUGUAUGAAAUCACCAGAACUAUUCAACUGGAGACUGCUGAACAAGAAAAGAGAAUUGCCCCAAUAAUCGUGUAUCCAACACAAAAGACAACAUCAGCUGCUCUUGGUUCCAAGAUGACUCUCCCAUGCAAAGUGUUUGUGGGACAGAGCAGCCAUGUCCACACUGACGUGGAGUGGCUGGCAAAUGACACCACUGUCGACGUGGUUUACAAGCAAAGCAGAGUUACAGAGGGGGAACGACAAGAAAUUGUAGAAAAUGGUGAAAACUUCAUUGAAGUGCCACUGAUUUUUGAUUCUGUUGAAGAAGUGGAUUUUUACACAGACUUCACAUGUGUGGCCCAGAACAUAUUUGGCUAUCAAGUUCUGCCAACGAGGGUCAAGCAGGAAGCUGUUGGCUUGUCCUGGUACAUUGCAAUGAUUCCUGUUGCACUGACUUGCAUGAUCCUGGGGGCAAUAUGCAUGCACCAGUGCUGGAAGAGGAGAGGAGAGAAAGGAUACACCACAGCAAGAGUUUAAAAUCUGCUUUAUUCUCCAUCCACCAAUAGAAAAAAAAGUAUAAUCCUGGCUGUCUUUCACAUGAGACACACAGACAUUUCAGAUCAACUGCUUUCUCAGUGGAUUGAUACAUCAGCUGUUUUUGUCUUCUCCAAGGCUCUAUGAUCUGAUGGAGUUAUCAGUUUGUAUUUUCACACUGCCUAGGUGCAGGAAGCCUUCCUCUGUUAUUUUGCAGCUAUUUGCAGCUUGCAGAAUUUUGGAACAGAAUACCACGAACAUGCCCUGGAUAUGGGAAGGAUAAGGAAAAGAAGAUGCUCUUGUUCUCUGUAAUUUCAGUAGUCUUAUUGUUUAAG
This is a messenger RNA of Calypte anna (Anna's hummingbird), 1948 nucleotides long. RefSeq names its product interleukin-1 receptor type 2. NCBI's taxonomy places the organism in Eukaryota, Metazoa, Chordata, Aves, Apodiformes, Trochilidae. The record is from RefSeq and is a predicted model, not a curated record. The coding region runs from base 453 to 1616 and encodes 387 amino acids. Gene Ontology annotation, molecular function: interleukin-1 binding; interleukin-1, type II, blocking receptor activity. The transcript is spliced from 9 exons.